AUGGAUGGAUUUACAGAGGCCCUAGGUGAAGAGCCUAAGCCUGGGAAGAAGAGAUCGGGCUCGCCAGACAGUCUACAUUCCAGAUCAUCCUCUGGAACCAAGCACUCCCUGCAGGACCGCCUAUUGACUAAACUGAUUCAACAAGUCAUCCCCGGAGACAAUGAGGAUGAAAGUGAAUCAUCGGACAAGGCUCCCGCCUCUCCGACAAAACCAGCGUUCAGUCUGCCGGUGAUGGGUAACAACUUCCGUCGCUUCAAUGCAAGAAUCGGAGUGGUAUUCUUAUUCCAGGAUCGUGUGGAGCGACUCCUCACUUGGGAUACACCAUCUCACACCAUAUCGCUCCUUUUUGUUUACUCUUUCAUUUGCUUGGAGCCUCAUCUUCUGCUGGUCCUUCCUUUGGUGGUGCUUUUGCUCUUUAUCAUGGUGCCAGCAUUUGUGACUCGUCACCCCCCACCACCCAACACGUCCACUUCUAGUACUACUCCUUACUAUUCUUACGAUGGACCGGCGCUGGCGCCGGCCACAACGAUCAAGCCUGCGCCGGAGACGUCUAAGGACUUCCUUCGGAAUUUGAGAGACCUGCAGAACUGCAUGGCUGAUUUCUCGGAUGUUCAUGAUGCUGUCAUCAAUGUGAUUGCGCCUUUGACUAACUUCUCUAACGAGAAGCUCUCGUCAACAUUGUUUUUGGGCUGCACUGUAGCCAUUGUGGUAUUGUUUGUGGGCGCACACCUCGUGCCUUUGAAGCUCGUGAUGCUUCUUGGUGGAAAUGCAGCGAUCUUAUCAAUUCACCCCACCGUGGGGCAGUUUGUCGGGGCUAUGAUGCAGGACAUGGCCGGGGAAUCCGGAGAUAUGGAUUUCGACGACGAAAACAAGGAUGGGUUUGCUUCAUCAGUACCCUCAGAUCCUACGGAAGCAAUGUCGGCAAUGGAAAAGCUGGCGGACAUCUCAUUAGAUACAUACCCUGAAGAAAGGGAAGUGGAGAUAUUCGAGGUGCAGCACCGUGCCGCGGGAACUUCCGAGUCUGGCUGGGAGAGCUUCCUCUUCAGCCAUGCGCCCUAUGAUCCACUAUCACCAUCUCGCAUUGCCGGAGACCGACCACGGGGAUGUCGGUUCUUUGAAGACGUGCGAGCCCCGCCUGGUUGGGCCUGGAAGAGCAAGAAGUGGGAGCUCGACCUAGACUGUCGGGAAUGGGUAGUGGAGCGUAUGAUUACUCGAGUUGGUUUCGAGGUUCCAGGUGUGACAGCCGAAGGCAAUGCUAUUGUUGGCGAGGUCGGUGGCUGGGUAUGGGAUCUACCACCCAAUCACUCCGCGGAGGAUGACGAAGAGAUGUCAUUAGCCUAUGGUGACUUGCCGCCGGAUACACCAACCCCACAGGAGAAAGGCAAAGCGAAGGAGGACGAUACACCCAAGCUCCGAGAUUGGGAAGAAGGCACAGCUUCUCAUGGGGUGGGAGAAUGGAGACGUCGACGAUGGGUGCGGGUUGUGCAACGAGUCAGCCUUCCACCGGCAGGGGCAGGGUCUGUUACAUACUCGACACUUAGCAGCCGGACGAAAUAG
Messenger RNA from Penicillium salamii, 1557 nucleotides. The record is from the annotation of a GenBank genome assembly. Lineage: Eukaryota; Fungi; Ascomycota; Eurotiomycetes; Eurotiales; Aspergillaceae.